AGAGAAGCAGAUUAAAUACGCUACAGAAAACGCAGCAAGAUCACAAUGCAAUGCCAAUACCAACAGAUAAUAUUUUACCGUUUUCACAAAUGGCUUAUACCGAACUCACAGUGAACGCUGCUGUGGACAUUAGUCCAGCUCUUUUGACUUCUUUUCUUUCUUACACGGAGGAGUUGAUCAAAACGGCAGGUACGAAAUCUUCAACGCUUCGAGAAGAGGAAGAAGAGCGUUGCCAUGUAGUUUCCGGAACUAUGGACUUUGUCAAGGUGCGAUUGUUUCCCUUGGAAAACUGUUUUUUGUUUUACACAGGAAAGGAUUUGUUGCAUCAGCCCAACACGUCCUCCGUGGUGCUAUCAUGGUUUUUGCAGCGUCACCACGAACUUGCCGCAACCAUGAUGUCGAUGGGAUUUAGUUUUCUUCUUGCUCUUGAGGAGCAUCGGUUCUCGUGGAAAAAGGCGGCGGAGGUGCCACUGACGGCGUUGCAGUUACUAUCCAACUACGCUCACACAGUGACAUUCCGGGAUGGGGUGAAUGAAUUUGAAACCCUCAGUGCACGCCAACAUCUUUUUCUUAUGGCCGCUUGUCUUCUUGUGUGUUGGAAGUAUGCGGACAUUGAUGCCACCGCCGUCGUACUGCUUCAAAUUCUUGAUAGCACCUUCUUCCACCAUCAUCGUGUGCUUAAUGUAAGAGAUAUCAUUCAGGUGGAGUCAGUUGUUCUCAGAGUAUGUGGGUUUUGCAUAGAGGAACCCCGCUGGUGGGCAGUUGCCAUUCAACUUCUUUCUGAAUCUCUUGCUGAGGAAGAAGAGCAAAUGAUGCUGGGCGACGAGGAGGGGUGGGAGCGGCAGAAGGAUGUGCAAGUGGGGUGGCCACUUUCUUUUAAUGAGAACGAGCCUCGGUGUCGUUAUGAGACCAGUUUGGAGCAACUUCUACUGGCCUGCGAACGCGUUUUAUUGUUUUUAAUGGAUGCCGCUGCCGGGGAUGGUGAAAGCACGGCUGAGCAAGACGGAUGUGCAGGAGGUGCUGGUCAAUCUUUUCAGACACGUGGUGUGGUCCGAAGUUGGAUGGAGUCACAUCCCCUUUUUGGCGUUGCCCUUGCCGUCUGUUGUGGUGCGGUGAAUUUGGAUUGGGCGGCAUCCCACAUUGGCCCAACGGGCAAUACACACCACAAGAUGACAAACAACAACACCGGUGGAGUUUUUGAGCAGCGACAUGUCGUCUUCGCCUGCGGCAUACGGAGCGUCAUUCGGGAUGCGGAUGAGGCGGCACAGCGAGAGUUGUACAGAAUGGUGACAUUACUGAAGGAAGUGUUGCACCAAUUUUUUUGA
Trypanosoma cruzi is the source of this 1325-nucleotide messenger RNA. RefSeq lists its product as uncharacterized. The annotation marks the transcript as partial. NCBI's taxonomy places the organism in Eukaryota, Euglenozoa, Kinetoplastea, Trypanosomatida, Trypanosomatidae. The record is from RefSeq and is a predicted model, not a curated record. The transcript has a single exon.